Molecule: messenger RNA, 2927 nt
Organism: Theobroma umbraticum
Lineage: Eukaryota; Viridiplantae; Streptophyta; Magnoliopsida; Malvales; Malvaceae
Product: Transducin/WD40 repeat-like superfamily protein
Cellular component (GO): cytoplasm
Molecular function (GO): protein binding
Source: RefSeq, a predicted model, not a curated record
GCAUUGAAGGUGAUUUUGGUCAAUCACAUGUUGUAGGGGCCAUGUUUCUUGAAAGUAACAAUUCUGAGAAUGCACAAAGUACUGGUGAAGCCUAUGAAUAUGAAAACUUUUUAGUGUGGAGUAAUAAAGGAUCUGCAGUUGUGUACACAAUAUCUUAUUUAAAUAACACAUUUAAAUCUGAGCCUCUGUGUGAAAUCCCUGCUGCUUCUUAUCCCCUUGAUGUAAGGUUGUCAUUUUCUUUUGUCCAGUUGAGCCAAAUUCUUCUUCGCAUUGAAUCUGUUUGCUGUAAUGUUGAAGACCCAUUCCAGUGGAGACCACGUGUUACAAUCUGGUCACUUCAUCAGAAACAUGAUGAUCAUGGCAACCUCUUCCAAGAAUGCACAAUGCUUGGAAACAGUAUUUCUUCUCUUGGCUGGAUUUCAGGUGCUAGCUUGGAUCACAAAAAUGAGACCCUGGGUGGAUGCAAGACCAAAUUGACAUCUAUUCAAAGCUCUGUUUUCUGCUCAGAAACUGUGAAUGGCAUACCUGCAGAUGAUAGUUGUUAUUAUUCUGUCCCUAAGGGACAGAUUGUAUCUUCCUCCAUGGUUAUUUCUGAAAAUCUUUAUGCUCCUUCGGCGAUUGUAUAUGGCUUCUUUAGUGGUGAAAUUGAAGUUGUGUGGUUUAAUUUGUUUCGGGGGCUUGAUUCUCCGGCGGUAAGUCCACGCCUUGAGGUAGACUCGCAUAUAUCCAGACAAAGCUUUUCAGGGCACAUGGGUGCUAUACUAUGUCUGGCAGCACAUCGGAUGGUGGGUGCUGCCAAAGGAUGGAGUUUUAGUCAGGUUUUAGUUUCUGGAAGCAUGGAUUGCACCAUUCGUAUAUGGGAUCUUGAUUCUGGUAAUCUCAUUACAGUGAUGCACCAACAUGUAGGUCCAGUGCGGCAAAUCAUUCUCCCCCCUGCUCGGACUGAACGCCCUUGGAGUGAUUGCUUUCUCUCUGUUGGAGAGGACUCUUGUGUUGCUCUUACUUCUCUUGAAACUUUAAGAGUGGAGAGAAUGUUUCCUGGACAUCCUAACUAUCCUGCAAAAGUUGUUUGGGAGGGUGCAAGAGGUUAUAUUGCAUGUCUCUGCCGGGACCAUUCCAGAAUUUCUGAUGCCACUGAUGUUCUUUACAUAUGGGAUGUGAAGACCGGUGCUAGAGAGCGGGUCCUUCGUGGGACUGCUUCUCAUUCAAUGUUUGAUCAUUUCUGCAAAGAAAUUAGUAUGACUUCCAUUUCUGGUUCUUUACUGAGUGGAAAUACCUCAGUUUCGUCAUUACUUCUUCCAAUACAUGAAGAUGGGAACUUUUCUCAAUACAAUUUAAAUAAUUCUGAAAGUGGGGCCACUUUGUCAAAAAUGACUGGGCCUAGUACAUCACAAGCAAAUAUUAGUAAAGUGAAUCAUGGAAAGGCAAUCCCAAUCACUCCAUUUGUUUUUCAAACCAGAAAGCAACCCAUCAAAUGCUUUUGCCCAUAUCCUGGAAUUGCCACCCUGAGUUUUGAUCUUGCAGCAUUGAUAAAUCCUUGUCAGAAGCAUGAGUCUACAGCAAAGGAUGAUAACGAGCAAGAAAAUGGCUAUACAAAGGAGCAGGGAAGUCAGACAUUAGGUCCCCAUCAUACGAAUUCUGAUGAUGGCUUUGUCGCUGAUCAGAGUUCGACCAAUACUGUAGAACAGCAUGACUGGGUCAAGUUGCUUGAAGAAUAUCUAGUUCGAUUUAGCUUGUCCCUUUUGCAUUUAUGGGAUGUGGAUUGUGGGCUUGAUGAGUUAUUAAUAACUGAGAUGAUGCUGAAGAGACCUAAUGAGUUUAUAGUAUCUACUGGUUUGCAAGGUGAUAAAGGGUCUUUGACACUGACAUUUCCGGGGUUUACUUCAAGUCUUGAGCUUUGGAAAUCUUCAUCAGAAUUUUGUGCGAUUAGGUCACUGACAAUGGUUUCGCUUGCCCAACACAUGAUUAGCUUGUCUCACUCAAGUUCAGGUGCCAGCAGUGCCUUAGCAGCAUUCUAUACUAGGAAUUUCGCUGACAAGUUUCCAGAUAUAAAGCCGCCUUCACUCCAGCUUUUGGUGAGUUUUUGGCAAGAUGAAAGUGAACAUGUACGUAUGGCAGCACGGUCUUUAUUUCAUUGUGCUGCUUCACGAGCUAUUCCAUACCCUCUGUGUAGUCAACAAGCAACUCAGCAUGCAAAACUUGUGAGGUCACUGACUGGAAUUGAAGAAAUUGAACAUGAAAUUUCAAGAAAUGGAGGAACACCCAUGGUUGGAUUGAGUUCUGAAUGUUUGUUGGAUACACAAGGAACUUCUCAGGUUGAGGAAGCUAACCUACUUGCAUGGCUAGAAUCUUAUGAAAUGCAAGAUUGGAUUUCUUGUGUUGGGGGAACAAGUCAAGAUGCAAUGACAUCUCACAUCAUUGUUGCUGCGGCAUUGGUAAUAUGGUACCCUAGCCUUGUGAAGCCAAGUCUUGCCACAUUAGUUGUUCAACCACUGGUGAAGUUGGUAAUGGCAAUGAAUGAAAAAUAUAGCUCCACUGCAGCAGAGCUCCUUGCAGAAGGCAUGGAGAGUACGUGGAAGGCAUGCAUUGGCUCUGAAAUACCUCGUUUGAUUAGUGACAUAUUCUUUCAGAUUGAGUGUGUAAGUGGCCCAUCAGCCAACUUGGCUGGUGAAAAUCCAGCUGUAUCAGUAUCCAUCCGCGAGACCUUAGUUGGGACUCUUCUUCCAAGUCUAGCAAUGGCUGAUAUUCUAGGGUUUUUAACAGUAAUAGAAAGCCAAAUCUGGUCUACUGCAUCUGAUUCACUGGUCCACCUGGUAUCACUCACAACUCUCAUCAGGGUUGUGCGUGGUUCUCCAAGAAACUUGGUUCAGUACCUUGAUAAGGUUGGUAUAUCUUGUUCCAUGUGAGUAACACAUAUUAGUAUCUUC